Sporothrix schenckii 1099-18 is the source of this 639-nucleotide messenger RNA. RefSeq lists its product as uncharacterized. The record is from RefSeq and is a predicted model, not a curated record. The transcript has a single exon. Lineage: Eukaryota; Fungi; Ascomycota; Sordariomycetes; Ophiostomatales; Ophiostomataceae. The coding region runs from base 1 to 639 and encodes 212 amino acids.
AUGGAGGACCAACAAAUCACAGCAUCCGACGAGCGGGGCGCCCAAAAUAUACAAAUAACGGUCGCAUCCUCCAACUUUUCCCUCUCUCUCCUUCUUCCCACACACACACACACACACAGUCUCAGCUUCUUGUCUCCUCUUACAUUCCCUCGCCUUCUUCAUUAUAACACGCUACACAGCGUCGCAAAAAACACUCAACCUUACGAUGGCCAACCCAAGGCAACGCUUAACGCUCGAACUGACAUCCUUACCCGAGGAUUUGUCCCCGCUGAUAGAAUCAGAAGUCUGGGCAAGCAGCGCGACACCAGUGUCGCCAUCGAGAAAGUCAACGAGCUGGUUAGCUACUACAAGAAGGAGGAGUCUAUGGUCAAGGGAUACGUCGUGCGCCAUCGCGGCGUCGAGUUCACCGAAGCAGAUCUGGCCCUGGCAGACGAUGGCGGUCUGGUGCAGCGCUCCAUCGAGACUGCGUCUAUCCAGGAUCUCGAGCAGAUUGCUGUCGCCACCUUGCAGUUGACCACCAAGCUGUCAGAAAUCCAGGUGGAUGGUCUCAAGAAGCUGGUGGCCGACAUCAUUCAACGAGAGAGGGCGUUGAUCGAUGCUCUUAAUAAAUACGGAGAGGGACUUAAACAUGAGGACUAA